Mauremys mutica (yellowpond turtle) is the source of this 6583-nucleotide messenger RNA. It is a transcript of the gene FER, whose product is annotated as FER tyrosine kinase. Gene Ontology annotation, molecular function: non-membrane spanning protein tyrosine kinase activity; ATP binding. The coding region runs from base 313 to 2850 and encodes 845 amino acids. NCBI's taxonomy places the organism in Eukaryota, Metazoa, Chordata, Testudines, Geoemydidae. Gene Ontology annotation, biological process: cell adhesion; Fc-epsilon receptor signaling pathway; regulation of actin filament polymerization. The record is from RefSeq and is a predicted model, not a curated record. The transcript has 21 exons.
GGCGGAGUUCAUGUGGAUUGGCUGUCGGGUGGCGAGAGGUCCGCGCUGAUUCGUUGGCAGCGCUCACGGGACGCCGGCGGGGCUGUGACGUCACGCUGUGGUGGAGGGGCUCGGCUUGUCAGAGUUCCUUUGGAAUUUAAAGGACAUUAUUUUUUUUAAAAAAGAGAAGAGGUGAAGAAAAGGAACAGUCAGAAGAUUUGAACACUGGAGCACAGGAUUAAGGAUACCUCUGUAGAACAUCAACACUUAAAAAGAUGUGGUGACUAGAAGAACCUCUAUUGUUGCCCAUAGUGCAUAUAGUGCCUUAUAAAGAUGGGGUUUGGAAGUGACCUGAAGUAUUCUCAUGAUGCUUUGUUAAAAUUGCAAGAUUGGGAGUUACGACUACUGGAAACUGUGAAGAAAUUUAUGGCCAUGCGAGUAAAAAGUGACAAAGAAUAUGCAUCUACUUUACAGAAUCUUUGUAAUCAAGUUGAUAAAGAGAGUACUUCCCAACUGGAUUAUAUUAGCAAUGUAUCCAAGUCUUGGCUGCUUAUGGUACAGCAGACAGAGCAACUUAGCAGGAUAAUGAAGACACAUGCAGAAGAUCUUAACUCUGGGCCACUACAUAGACUUACAAUGAUGAUCAAAGACAAGCAACAAGUAAAGAAGAGUUACAUAGGUGUUCAUCAGCAAAUUGAGGCAGAGAUGUUCAAGGUCACAAAGACAGAACUGGAGAAAUUAAAAUCUAGUUACAGACAAUUAAUAAAAGAAGUUAACUCUGCCAAAGAGAAGUAUAAAGAAGCUGUGGCUAAAGGAAAGGACACUGAAAAAGCUAAAGAUCGUUACGAUAAAGCCACUAUGAAACUUCACAUGCUGCAUAAUCAGUAUGUGUUGGCACUGAAGGGAGCACAGUUACAUCAGCACCAGUACUAUGAUACUAUGCUUCCUCUGUUACUUGAUUCGUUACAGAAGAUGCAAGAAGAAAUGGUUAAAGCACUAAAAGGAAUCCUUGAUGAAUACAGUCAGAUCACCAGUCUUGUAACAGAAGAGAUAGUGAAUGUUCAUAAAGAGAUCCAGACUUCUGUUGAACAGAUAGACCCUAACUCAGAGUACAAUUGCUUCAUAGAGGCUCACAGGUCAUCAGAGAAUGUAGAACAAGAAAUAGUGUUUGAUACAUCUUUACUGGAAGAAAAUGAAAAUCUUCAAGCUAAUGAGAUCAUGUGGAAUAACUUAACAGCAGAAAGCUUGCAAGGAAUGUUGAAAACAAUAGUAGAAGAAUUGAUUCAGACACAGCAGAUGCUUUUGAACAAAGAGGAACUUUUGUUGGAACUAGAAAAGAAAAUAGAAGAAUCUUCUAAGACCUGUGAAAAAAAAUCAGACAUUGUGCUUUUGCUGAGCCAGAAGCAAGCGCUAGAAGAACUCAAGCAAACAGUUCAGCAAUUAAGAUGCACGGAGGCAAAAUUUACAGCCCAGAAAGAACUUCUAGAACAAAAAGUUCAGGAGAAUGAUGGAAAAGAGCCACCUCCAGUAGUAAAUUAUGAAGAAGAUGACAGAUCAGUCACUUCUAUGGAUAAGAAGGAUAAGGUGUCCAGGUUUGAUACUAUUCGUCACUCCAUCGCUGGAAUGAUAAGAUCUCCAAAAUCCAUGCUGGGCUCUUCAUCAUGCCCUCCGGAGAAAGUAGCAGAGAAACCUUGUACUUCCUCAAACACCCAGGAGUUUAGUAAAGCUCAGUUCUUUGAUGUAAUAUCAACCAGCGAGAAACCAUUGGCUGAGCAAGAUUGGUAUCAUGGUGCAAUUCCACGAAUAGAAGCCCAGGAGCUGUUAAAGCAGCAAGGAGACUUCCUGGUGCGAGAGAGCCACGGGAAACCUGGUGAAUAUGUCCUUUCUGUGUUUUCAGAUGGACAACGGAGACACUUUAUCAUACAAUAUGCUGAUAAUCAGUACCGAUUUGAAGGAACUGGGUUUCCAACUAUUCCUCAGCUUAUAGACCAUCAUUACACAACAAAACAAGUAAUUACUAAGAAAUCAGGUGUAGUUCUGCUGAAUCCUGUUGUUAAGGAUAAGAAAUGGGUUCUCAAUCAUGAAGAUGUCACACUGGGAGAAUUACUGGGCAAAGGUAAUUUUGGUGAAGUAUAUAAGGGAACAUUAAAGGAUAAAACUCCUGUUGCUGUAAAAACUUGUAAAGAAGACCUCCCUCAGGAACUGAAAAUAAAAUUUUUAUCAGAGGCCAGAAUACUCAAGCAAUAUGACCAUCCCAAUAUUGUCAAGCUAAUAGGAGUUUGCACUCAAAGGCAGCCUAUUUAUAUAGUUAUGGAACUUAUUCCAGGAGGCGAUUUCCUCUCCUUUUUAAGAAAGAAGAAGGAUGAGCUAAAAACCAAACAGUUAGUGAAAUUUUCAUUAGAUGCUGCUGCUGGUAUGGCGUAUCUCGAGUCUAAAAACUGUAUACACAGGGACCUUGCUGCAAGGAACUGCCUGGUAGGUGAAAAUAAUGUUCUGAAGAUCAGUGACUUUGGAAUGUCUCGUCAAGAGGAUGAUGGGGUAUAUUCAUCUUCAGGCUUAAAGCAGAUUCCUAUCAAAUGGACUGCUCCAGAGGCACUCAACUAUGGGAGAUACACUUCUGAAAGUGAUGUAUGGAGCUUUGGGAUCCUUCUUUGGGAGACCUUCAGUCUAGGCGUAUGUCCAUACCCUGGAAUGACCAACCAACAAGCACGGGAACAAGUGGAGAAAGGAUAUCGAAUGUCAGCACCUCAAAAGUGCCCAGAGGAAAUAUAUAAAAUAAUGCAGAGAUGCUGGGACUACAAACCAGAAAACCGACCAAAAUUCAGCGAGAUUCAGAAAGAACUAUCUUCAAUCAAAAAGAAAGUGACAUAGUGAUAAAGUAGUGCCAAACUCAACCUACAGAACUCUGUUUUUCAACAAAGUAAUAUUUUCCCCUCAAACACUGUGUGUUUAUACCACAUUAUCUGCAAUAUUCUUCUAGGGUUACUUUUUAAAAUUAACUCUUUUUUUAUAUAUGUGUGUGCGUGCGCGCGUCAUCUUGGAAAAUGUCUAAGCAUACAUUAAAGAGAGACGAUUCUGCCAAAUGUUAUAUAUCUAGUCACAUUAACACUGUCAUUUAGGAUACAUGUAAAUAGAACAUCACAUACUGUAGAUUUAAAGGACUAUGACGCCUAUCUAUUUUACAGUGAUAAACUGCUAGUGACAUUUUCUAAAGGUUUUCUACUUUAUGCUGCAUUCUUAAUUUGCUAUCUCAGUUGCAGUUAUCAACCAGUGACACUAAAACACAGUGGCUGUGCCAUGUUUCUGAAGACUUUAAAUCUGAGGACCACAAUUUUUUAAUAGUAUUUCAAUUAGGAACUUUAAACCAUUUCUGCAACUGAUAUUUUAAAUGAUAUAUUGCUUUAAGAAAGAACAUCAGUUAAGAUUCUGGAUGUGCAUGUAUUCUUUUUAAACAAAGAAAUCCAUAAUUUUUUUGUAGAAUAAUAUUCACAUCAUUUACAAACGCAUCCUUAGAUUUCUUACAGUUGCUCUCAUCAUAGUAAAUAUGUUCAACUUUGGACAUUACUUGCUACUUUUUUACCUGUGAAAAUUAAGAAGUUUAUCAGGUAUCUUUAUGCACAAAUCUCCUUUGAUAGGCUAGGUUUUUUCUAAAAGGCCAACAUCCAGUCUUGGGUGAUACAUGUUUGUCAGGAAAUACUCCAAAUCAUCUGCCUUUCAAAGUACAAGCAGAAGAAGAAAACCAUUGGUUUUGAAUGUAAACAUGUAGAAAAGAGGUCAGCAGGAAGCAAGUUUGAGAACGAGAGUGGCAUGUAAUGAAGGUAACUGGUAGCAUUGAUUUUAGAUGAGUAAAAGAAAGCAAACUGCCAAAUUGGCUUUUGGAGGUUCUCUGAUAGUUUGAUUUUUUUUUCCGAUUUUCAAAUAAUUGAUAUUCCUUUUCUGCAUGCAGUUGGAGUCAGCAAAUGGACAUGUUUUAAAAGAAUACUUUCCAUGCAUAUUUUCCAAAGAAAAAGGCUACAUCUCACUUGCAGAAAGAAAUGCUACCUGUUUUAAACCUCUGGAAGGCUGAACAAGGCAUAGAGUAGAAAUAUUAAUCUAUAGAAAUGUCUUUAGUUGCGUUCAGAUUUGCAUACUCACACUGUCAAGGAGGAAAAGAUUGGUAUAAAAAUAGUAUUCUUAUAGGAAGAAUAAAAGCUAAUCAGUUGGGGGGAGGGAGGGAGCACAAAUAAUUUGUGGCUUGGACCUAUCUCUACAAAAGGCCCUGAUAAGGGUUCCAAACUGCCACAGAGACCUGUGACUUUAGCAACAAAGUUAUGAUCUGAGAUCCAAAGUUUGGGAGACCUCUCUCUAAUAAUUAUCAAACUGCUAUCAGCUCAAGGUGUGUUAACAAGGAAUUAACUGCCAGACCAAGUGACUAAAACAGAGGAAUAAAAGAAAAACAGCAUUUGGGACUUUUAGUGGCCCUAUUUCUUUUCUUGGGGCUGUAUAAUAUUUUAUUUCUAUUGUGGUGACUCUUCUAUUGUGCAGAGCACAAUUUCUGCUCUUUAAAGUACAUUUAUGGUAGUAUUGAAGGAGAUAGAUGUGUGACUGAAGUAUUUGUAGGCUAUGAGUUUUUCGACCAGUAUCUGUUACAUUAAAUUUAGUGUCCAAAUGAACAGUGAAGCAGCAUACUGGAGAACACUUUUUUCAGUGUAGGUGGACUUGUUAGCACCUGGGUUUGUUCUGGGGGCAAAGGAAACAAAACACACUGGGGAAAAGGAGUAGAAACUGAAAAUAAAGGAAAAAUUAGUGUAAUCCCUUUAUCAUCAUUAUUUCUUUAUGUAAAUACUGUGUACAUUUAAUCAUCACUGUGCUCACACUUGGUCCAAAGAUCUUUGUCUCAAUACCAAUAAGAAACAUUGUUUAGUCAGUUAGCAUUGAUACUAAAUGUUACACAAACAGCGUGCCUUAAUGAGCUGGCAUGCUUGUGUGAAUAAAAGUGCAUGAAAAUGCCAGAAAUGUGCAACGAUAACUCUGGGAAGAAUCCAGAUAAAUCACCCAACUAUAGGUCCUCAUCUAUGCACUCGCUAAUGUCUAAAAGGAAGGACAAGAAUGUAUUCGCUUUUACUUAGGUUAACACACUUUUUUUUUAAAUGAAUGAAAGAGACUAUACUAUUUCAAAGGACUGCAUAUGUCCUACCUUUCAACGAGAAAAUAGAACAGUUCUUUUUGUCUUAAUUUGGUAAACAGGACACACAAUUCUGAUUCUUAUGUACAGAGGUAAAAGGACAACAACUGUAUUCAUUUUUCACUUAUCUAAGCAGUUAACAUUUUGCAAUUCACAUCAUACUUCUGUUUAAAUUGAAAAGGCUUUUCAAAACAUGGAACACCUGCAGCAUCUAGAGUAUGUUGUGUUCUUUGUCCUAAAGCAGACAGGAAUUCAAUUCAUGAUUAAUAAUCCUUUGGGAAACUGUCAGGAUGAGUUCAUUGGUAUAGAAUAAAUUUAAUAUAGGCAUAUGUGUUUUUCACAAAAACUUAUUCAAACUGUUUUCGCAGCAUUAAUUCAGUUGCAUUUGUGGCAUAAUUUAUUUGUCCCAUCUGUCACAUGUAAAUUAUUGGAAUUAUGUACUUUAGGAAGUUACGUCAAUAUCAGAUACAUGUCUAUAACUACUUUUCUUAACUUUGCAAGUUUAUGGCAGGGGAGACUACAAAAAUGUACAAAGAAAAACCCUUCAAUUUAAUCAACGGAAAACCAGAUAUAGCAUUCAAGAACCAAAUUUGCAGCUAUCUGCCUUCUCUGUAGUCUUGAUGUCUUUUAAAUGAACAUAGGGUUAAAAUCUUAGCAAUGUUAAUGAAUUAAUCGGAUAUUGGAUAGUUAACUUUUUUUUUUUAAACAGUGUUUUGUACAUUUUGUUUAAGAUACAGCAAAAUGAACAGUAUCCUCUUUUGGAAAUUCAGUGUAUUUAAUAGGCUUUGACAUCUGCACUGCCCCAUUUUAUGGGGUUCUAACAGGCUUUGGAAAUGGUUAUAUAUCCAGGAACUACCCGUCUUAAAAUUCAUAUAACACUUAAUUGUACCCUAAAAUUAAAACCUCUAAGUAUAUCAUAGGAGAUGGAGAGUGAUUUCUCCAGUUAUUGCCAAUUAUUUUCCUCCUUUUCAAGGCAUAAAAGAAUGAAAAGUGCUACUGUCAUAUUUCAUUUAUAAAUUUAAGAGAUUAUUUUAAAGCUAAUAAUGAGUGUACAGUUUCAGUUGUUUACAACAAAACUGAGCAUUUAAAACUAGCCUCAAUGUUUAGGUGUGAAAUCAUCAUCCUGGUUAUUAAGAUUCCCAAAUGUCUGGAGUUCAUGGUUUUAUAGGAAGUGCAAUAUUGAGAAACAGCAUGUUUGAAAACAAGAUGGAGACCUGUGCCCUCAGCAGAUGUGUAAUCUUUUUCUACAGUCUGCAUUUCACAAAAUUGUUUGAGAUUUUUAAUCUAAAAUGAAAAAGUAAACAACAGUGUUUAGCAACUGCAAUCAUUUUGCAUUUUUGUUUCAGAGCUUGAUGUGCAUUUCGUAACUAUGUCACAAAAUCAGCCUCUAUUUUGGAGUGUGGCUUUCGAUGGCUUAACACCACUUUAUAUGCUGUCUGU